Molecule: messenger RNA, 1050 nt
Organism: Acipenser ruthenus (sterlet)
Lineage: Eukaryota; Metazoa; Chordata; Actinopteri; Acipenseriformes; Acipenseridae
Product: guanylin family protein
Exons: 3
Coding region: 49-372 (107 amino acids)
Cellular component (GO): extracellular region
Molecular function (GO): guanylate cyclase activator activity
Source: RefSeq, a predicted model, not a curated record
UUCAGCGAGGAAAACCCAGACACCCAAGGCAAAUUACCUCUAUACAAAAUGAGAGUUCUUUUGGCAACAAUUGUCUGCUUUUCCACACUCUCUGUGCUUUCAGAAGCUGUUGUAGUGAAAGAUGGAGAGUUCACCUUCUCUCUGGAGGCUGUGAAGAAGCUGAAGGAUUUGAUGGACAGGGGGAUUCGAAAAAGCUCCCGCAUAGCAAAGACCAGCUCUGAAGUGGUGUGUGCCAACCCAGCCUUGCCAGGGGAGUUCAGAGCAGUGUGCCAGAGAACAGACGCAGGCAUGGUCUUCUCCAGACUCGCGACAGUGGCUUCUCACCCAGAUGUGUGUGAGAUCUGUGCCUAUGCUGCUUGUACUGGAUGUUAAACAAGCUCAGCCACCUUGUGCUCCCCCAUAUAAAAAGAUAUAGAAAUAUACAGUAACACUAUUUGACUUUAUAACUUGGCCUUUAUUAUUAUCUGUAAACCCAUUUUUUUAACGGACAAGUGUGUUUGGCUUACAAACAGAAAUAUCACCAGCGAGACUGCAGCUUUAACUUCAAUGUCUAUUGUGUGAAGAGAAGAAAUUGGUUUGAAUGGACAAGUCCCAUUCACUGCACUAAAAGUCACCCAACUAACCUGUAGAGAAUGUACAUUGCUAAGAAAUAAAUUCCCCAUCGGGGUUAAGAAUCUCAAUUUAGCUAUCAAAUACCUUGUAAGCACUUUGUUACUGUUUUGAUUGAUUUUUACUUGUACCUAUUUAGCUACUGGUAAAUAUUUUUUUACUGUUAAGAUCUUGUGUGGAGUAAGCUUUUUUAAAUAUAAGCUUUAUAGAAUUGUUUUAUUUUUAAUAAUAUGUUCUAUACUGUUAAAUAUUUAAUUUGUUUGGGAGUCACUUAAGAUCUUUUUUCUAAUAUUAAUAAUUUAUAAGAAAAAAAGAUCUUGCAUGGCUUCCAAAUCAAUCAAUUUUCUAAACUUUAAGUGCUUUUUUUUUUUACUUAUUUAAAAAAAGACUUGUCUAAUAUAUUUUUAUAUAAAGGAUCUGCAUUUUGCUUGUAUACUACUG